CUGUUUGCCUUGUAUAUGGCAGAGUUAUCUCUCAUGACGCAUGUAACCACCAAACAGAGUCCUACAACUGUACAUAUGUCGUUGGAGUCUGAUGCCAGGGCAGUUUCCUGCCGAAAGGCAUUGAAGGUUGCGGUCAGUGCCCUAGCAUCAGAGGCAGGAUUUGAAAGGGCCGAGGAAGCGGCCGUGGAGACCCUAACAGAAAUGCUCCAGAGCUUUUUAACAGAACUAGGACGGAGCUCACAAGCCUUUGCUGAGUUGGCCGGAAGAACAGAAGGAAUGAUGACAGAUGUUGUUAUGGCUCUCAUUGAAAUGGGUCAAAAUCUUCAAGGUUUACCAGCGCAUGCCAAAAGACCAAACAAAUCUGUCUUCCUCCCUCCUUCACACAGCACCCCCACCCCCAAUCCGAGGACAUUACAGGCUGGAGACAAGAUGCCACACCCCUCCCAUAUCCCUGACCACAUGCCAGCAUUCCCCGACCCUCACACCUACAUCAGGACACUGACACAAAAAGCUCCAAUUAAUGAGUACCAGAUUAUUCGAGAAAAGGCAGCGUCACAAAAACGGGAUGUUGAGCGAGCCCUGACUCGAUUCAUUGCCAAAACAGGGGAAACACAGUCACUUAUCAGAGAUGAAGCCAAUCUAUUUCCAUUGAUAGCUGUAACACCCCACCCUCUGCCUUAUCUUAAUGCACUCCUACCAAAGGAUCAGGAUCUCCUGGCACAGGAGGAGGAAGCACAGCCUACUCCUUCUGGAAAAUCAUCAAAGUCCUCUCAGGGAGGGGCCAAGGAUGGGGAGACAAAUGAUCAGGAGGGGGAGACCACUGACCCCGAGGCCAUAGACAACCCCUACCUACGCCCCGUCAAGAUGGCCAGGUACCGCAAGAAAGGAGGGGGAGGGAACUGAGGAUUAGAACUGUUGUGUUCCUUAGAGGAAUUAAAUAAAUGAUCAAACUCUGCAUGUGGUCAACUGAAAAUAAGAAAUUUGAGUGAAAUUCAGUGACAAGGACAGCAGAAACUUUUGACUCUUCAAUGCUGCUGUCAGAAAUGGUGGUCUGAGAAAGCUGAAGUGAAGUUCAGAUAGAAGACUUCAGUGUCUAGGAGGACAGAUCAGUGCAGUGCUUUCUGAGCUGGAAGUGUUGAAGCUUGUGAAAAUAUAUGUAAACUAGGAAGUCUCUUGACAGAAUGCUAUUUCAGUUUGAUUUUACAUGCCAUGCCCUUAUUUGGAGCAUGCAAUUGUAAAGCGGAUUGCUGCACUGCAGUUGAAAUUGAUCUAUUUUAUCUGUCGCCAUAACUGAAAUACACCUGAGAGUGUAAAUGCUGAAUUAUUAAGUGUAUAUUCAAUAACAUUCAAAUCUGUCGAAAGCAACAUUUAUUUUCUGAAAUUAAUAAAAAAAAAUUGCGUAAAAUUGCAUUUGCUAUAUAUUUGAUGAAAAUGAUGUAUACAUAAGUCUGACCAUAUAGUGCAUUUAUAUCAGAAAAAGAUAGGUCUGCCAGGUGAACAAUAGUAAAACAGACAAAGCCACAAUGAUAAAUACAUAUAUCUUGGUUAGCAGAUAUCUAUGUUGGUUGUUCAAACAUUCCUCAGAGUUUGGCAACAGAGCUCUGUGUAAACAUGAUAGCAACCUUAUGUCUGUUAGAGACAGCUAGUGCUCUUCUCGGGAUUUGCUGGACAAAGAAGACUUUGCGUGAUAGGAAUUAUUUUUUUUUGAAACUGGAGAACCAGCCAUGAUUUUCAAAGUUGUACAGACUGUGGCAGAAAUUAUCUCCUCGUAUGACCGUGAAAGACUUGCAGAGACUUUUAAAUUAUCAAAGCAAAUUUCGUGCGAAUGCAUUCAUGAUCAGAUGCAUAAAUCGAUACUCAAACUGAGAUUGCUAGAAGGUGAAAAAGUUAAAAUGAUUUCUGUUACUCUGAGAGAACUGUUUACACGAAAGCGCAUUUAAAUUCAGGGCAUUUACAGAAAUUGAAUUGGAAUACAAUGAAUUUAAAAAGAAAACUUUUACAUAAUACAGUCCUCUUAUCUACUGGUUCAGGUGACCUUGUCGGUCACAGCUGAUUUACGACAUAUGUACACAGGUUUUAGAACUGUUUAUCUGAAGUAUGUGUUUUAAAAUGCAGAUUGGAAUGUCUUAUCACUACUAUAUUUACACACACAUAUAUUCGUAAAUGUUUGCUCUAUUCCCUUUGAUAUAAAAGUAUAUUGAAUAAAUCUAAAGUCUAACAGUAACAUAAAUAUUUCAUACAUCUAUAUUAACACUAAUGGGUUUGCACUCUUAAAAGGAAUACUUGAUGCAUGGCUCAAUAUUUUCUUGCGUAGUGCAGCGUUAAGUUGUUUUUUUUUAACUUGUAAAAAAUAUCCAUCGUCAACAAAUAAAAAUCACAGUAAAAAUUUCACUAGAAUUUCAAUUUUGGCACCAGAAUUUUAACACAGGCUGAAAACAUCUUCACCCUGAACCAAUUAAAGGAGCAAUCCUGUUUUGAUCGAGACCCGCGAAUCCUGCUGCCAUUUCCACAAAGUUCAUAGCUAUAUCCGCCCCUGUGACCACCAUUAGCACUAACGUCAAGGGAUCUCGCUUGCUCUGGAAAUAUAACUGAAAGAAGAUGAAGCAAGCGGUCACAGUGGCUGUCAGCUUGAAGUAGCCUAUCAAAUACACUACUCUUUCCGAUUUGUGCUCGUAACGCGAGAUCAAAAACGUCAAAACCAAAGCUGCCACAAAAAUCAAGGCAAGAUAGGCGAAGAAAACGUUUCUCCAGUGGUCACUCAUGAAGUUAAAUCCAGUGUUUAUCCACGCCAUUGCUAUUUCGGUGGCAUCGAACCCAUAACCGAUCCACAUACGGAAAAUGAAUAUCCUCGCUGCAUUACUCUCCCCAAGUUUGUAUACUCCAAGACAAUAAAGAGUAUCCAUGUUUUUGAAAAUAUCGACCUAAUUAAAUUCUUAAGUCAUUCUUGAGAGCUCCAAUUGUUAAUUAACAGACUUUUAAAGGCAGAGCGCUUCUCGCAGCUCGAGGCGGUUUGGUUUCUGCGAGUUGUCCCGACAUGUUUUGUGUACAA
Messenger RNA from Magallana angulata, 3049 nucleotides. Its product is annotated as transcription initiation factor TFIID subunit 8-like. NCBI's taxonomy places the organism in Eukaryota, Metazoa, Mollusca, Bivalvia, Ostreida, Ostreidae. Bases 16 to 903 code for a protein of 295 amino acids. Gene Ontology annotation, biological process: transcription initiation at RNA polymerase II promoter. The transcript is spliced from 7 exons. Gene Ontology annotation, molecular function: protein heterodimerization activity. The record is from RefSeq and is a predicted model, not a curated record. Gene Ontology annotation, cellular component: transcription factor TFIID complex.